UAUGUUUUCCUUGUUUCAAGGAUAAAUGUUAUUUUAUGAGAGACUUGAUUACGUGUAACAUAAAGUAGAUGCAUUGUAAUUCAAGAUGGCGGAUGGAAUGGAGUACGAAGACUGCGUUUUAACGGUAAAUCAAGCCUACGCUGGCAAAUUUCAGAAGAAAAGUGAAAAAGCAGAACUUGAUCGAUUGAGAGAUAAAUAUGGAGAUAAUAAUGAAGAUUCAGAAAGUUCUAGUGAGACUGAAGAUGAAGAUGCUAAGGACCUUAAUAUGGCAAAGGAAAGAGAUUUUCUCAAGACACUUGCACUUAUCAAGAACAAAGAUCCUAAAAUCUAUAAGAAGGAUGCAAAAUUCUAUUCAGAUGAUAAAAGCAUAAAUGCAGAAGAUGAAAAGUCAAAGAAAUCUAGCAAGCCAAUUUAUCUUAAAGAUUAUGAAAGAGAACGACUUUUAAGGAAAGGAAGUGAGGCUUUUGAGAUUAGCUCAGACGAAGAAGAAAAGCAGCCAUCACUGACGUAUGUUGAGGAACAGGAAGAGUUGAAGAAAAGUCUAAAAGAUGCAGUUAAUGCGGUUGAGAGUAAUAAAGAUGAUUUCUUAACAAAACGAAAGAAAUCGAAACAGGAAAAGGAAAUAGACGACAAGAACUAUGCUGAUUGGUUGGAAAAAAGAAAUUUUGCGGAAAACGAUAGGAAAGAAUUGGAACCGUUAAUGAAACAUUGGAAUGAUCCCAAUCUUGAUGAAAACGAGAAAUUUCUAAGAAACUUCAUUUUACAAAGACAGUAUAUUGAUAGAGAUUCUCUUGAAAUUAAAACAUAUGAUGAAGUUGUUGCGGAUUUUGAUGAGGAAGAAGACGAAAUUGAAGAGCAAGAAGAAUUUGAAAGAGUAUAUAACUUUAGAUUUGAAGAGCCUGAUGCUGUACAUUUAAAAAGCUACCCAAGAAAUGUUGCCGGUUCCCUUCGUCGCAAGGACGACAGUAGAAAAGACAGAAGGCAGAAACGCAAUGAACGAAAGUUAAAGGAAAAAGAACAGAAGAAAGAAGAACUAAAGCGGUUAAAGAAUCUCAAAAAGAAAGAAAUUUUAGAAAAACUGGAAAAACUAAAAGAGGUGACUGGAAAUCCUAAUGUAGGCUUUGGUGACGAAGAUCUUGAAGGUGAUUUUGACCCAGCAAAAUAUGACGAGGCUAUGCAGAAAGCAUUUAAUGAUGAUUAUUACAACGAAGAAGAAGCUAAAAAGCCAGAAUUUAAUGAUGAUGAUUAUGAUGAUUUUGAAGAAGAAAACUGGGAUGAUUGGGAAGGUCACACUGGGGGAGAACUGCAUUGUGACGAUCCUGGAUUCAAUAUGGAUGCAGAUUAUGAUGUGAAUACUCAAACCACAAAAAACGACAUGAAUAAAGGAAAAGGGAAGUCAGCCUUUUCGAAAGCACUUUAUUCAGCUAAACCGACAUUUGAUCCGGAAGAGAAAUCCUUCGAACAAUAUUUUGAUGAAUAUUAUAAACUGGAUUACGAGGAUAUCAUCGGUGACCUGCCAUGCAGAUUUAAGUAUCGAGAGGUGGAACCGAAUGAUUUUGGUCUCACCGUCGACGAGAUAUUGAGAUGCGAUGAUAAAGAACUGAAUCAAUGGGCGUCUUUAAAGAAAUCAACACAAUACAGGACAAAAGAGGAAGAGAAGAAAGAUGUGAAGAGAUAUCGUCAAAAAGGAAGAGAUUUAAAAAAGAAAAUGUUAAUACUCCAAUCUCUCGCGACAACGGAUAAUAAUACUGAAGAAACUGCUGAAAAUCAUAACAAUAACAAUGAUGCCCGAACAAAGAACAGCAAUUAUCCAACAGAAAAACGCCUCAACGAAAUAGCAAAGAAAGUAAAGGGAGGUGGGAAAUGGCGAUGGAAAGGUAAGGGUAGAAUUUCGGUAAAAGAUCGCGAGGAACAGAUUAAAAAACGACGUGUAAUGAGACAUUUUCGUGGAGCCAAAUCAGACAAACUGUCGAAAUUGUCUUCCUCAAGACUUCUGUCGUAUGGCGUAAGGAAGAAAAAAAAGUCAAAUAAAAUGUAAUUUUUUAGGUUUUCACAAGCUUUAUACUAUUGCAUUGUAUAUAUUUUAGAUAAACAAUGUAGUUUGAUUAAGAUUACUCAACUCCUACCUUAAUCCCAGAGGCCGGAACUCUUUAAAUCAUAUUAAACUCCAAAAUGCACCAUUGUGAGUGCCCAUGCAUUGUUGUCAGUAAGCCUACGUUAAAUGUUACACAUGCAAUCAGCCGGAGGUCUCGAGUUUAAAACUUUGCACACGACCGCAAAAACGAGCAAGCAGAUUAUUGCAUUU
Molecule: messenger RNA, 2305 nt
Organism: Dendronephthya gigantea
Lineage: Eukaryota; Metazoa; Cnidaria; Anthozoa; Malacalcyonacea; Nephtheidae
Product: protein KRI1 homolog
Exons: 22
Coding region: 86-2038 (650 amino acids)
Biological process (GO): endonucleolytic cleavage in ITS1 to separate SSU-rRNA from 5.8S rRNA and LSU-rRNA from tricistronic rRNA transcript (SSU-rRNA, 5.8S rRNA, LSU-rRNA)
Cellular component (GO): 90S preribosome; nucleolus
Source: RefSeq, a predicted model, not a curated record